AUGUUGCACAAUGGCCUCGUCAAGUGCCUUCACACAUCUUGCUUCAACUUCUUUGGGUCAAAGAGUGGCCUGAAUGCGCAUUUGAAGAUCAGGGGUGGUGAUCACCAAUGUGCCGACCGUCUGGCCUGUCCCGGCUGUCAGCGCAGCGACGCAGUGAUGACCAUGUCAACAACAUUACCAGACCCUAAAGAACAGUCUUCGGGCACUGCCAAUCCUAAAUUGUUGUGUAAACAUGAUGGAUGCACCCUGGAGUACAGGAGAUUCACUGACCUACAUAUCCACUGCCGAUCAAUUCACCAAUGUGGAUGGACGUAUGCCACAUGUCCAAACGAUCGCUUUCAUCGCAAGAGAGUAUAUACGGUCUCGCCCGAUGACACUGCCUCCAUUGAGAUGAUGCUGGCCGAUGGACUCUUCAAGUGUUUGCACACAUCCUGCCUGUACUUCAUGCCAACGGAGGAUGCGAAUCAUGCACAUCAGGCACACGUGGAUCACCAUUGCACCGACUAUAAAACAUGUAUUGGAUGUCUGAAUCGAGCCAACACAGUCAGGUCCCGCAAAAGAUCUUUAGACUACACCGAAGUCGAUGAUACCGAUGAUGACAAAGAGGUUGAUGGUGAUGAUGAUAAUGCAGUAGGCACCAUUUCAGAAUCUACACCAAAGUUACAAUGUCUACAUGACGAUUGCACCGCUAUGCACAACCGAAUGAUCAACUUGCGCAAUCACUGCGCGUCCAGUCAUGAAUGUACGCACACCUAUGCAAGCUGUCCCAAUGAACGGAAGAACAGGAUCGAUUUCUUUGAUACACCGCCAGAGGACGUGGAGUCAAUCACAAUGAUGAAGGCCGACGGAAUGAUCAAGUGUUGGCACACCUCAUGCAACAAAUGGUUCAGACACCGUCAUGCAGUCAUAUGA
Messenger RNA from Acytostelium subglobosum LB1, 912 nucleotides. RefSeq lists its product as hypothetical. The record is from RefSeq and is a predicted model, not a curated record. Lineage: Eukaryota; Evosea; Eumycetozoa; Acytosteliales; Acytosteliaceae. The transcript has a single exon. The coding region runs from base 1 to 912 and encodes 303 amino acids.